GUCUGUGUUCACUAUUUAGUACCACAUGCGUGCUAUGCAGUGCCUAGUGUACGGUGUGAUGUGUUAACACUGCGUCUUGAAAAUAAGAUUUAAAUUUGUAUUUCCCCUCAGACAACUAAAAUUCACCCAUAAAGAAGACGGUGAUUCGCAGCCAUGAGGUUUGAUGACGUGUUUGAUCACCUCGGAGACUUCGGACCUUAUCAGAGGCGUCAGUACUUCAUGCUGGGGAUGGUGAUAUUUUCAUGUGGGGUUCAGGUCAUGAUGACCGUGUUUACACUAGACCUUCCCAACCACAGGUGUGCGCUGCCUGGUGUACAAAAUGAUACUUAUCAAAUUCAAAGCUCCUCCCACGAUCAGCUAGUUCAAGACUACAUUCCUUUAGUGUCACGUGCCCAGUCCAUCCCAGCGUACUCUCAAUGCUUUCUCUACGGUGAUUGGCUGAGCUCUGCGUAUAAUGGCGGCAAUUAUUCAAACGAGGUCGAUACACGCCAUCUGGUGGACAAGAAUGACAGAAGUAACUCUAGCCAACGCAACCAAGUUGCAUGUUCCAGCUGGGUGUAUGAUACAAGUGAUCUGAGCUCAACAAUAGCUACACAGAUGAAUUUUGUCUGUGGUGACACACUGCUUAAAUCUCACGCCAUCAUGACCAUGAUGGUCGGUCAGGUGAUUGGCUGCCUCAUUCUUGGACCUUUAGCAGACGUUGUUGGACGCAAGAGGUCCAUGAUGAUAGCUCUAUCAUUACAUCUACUGGCCAGCGUGUUGACCACAUGGGCGUUUAAUAUCUACAUGCUCGGGGCUCUUUUUUUACUGAAUGGCUUGGCUAUGGCAGCAGCAUACUGUGCUUCGUUCACUUUAGCAAUGGAGCUGAUUGGUCCAAAAUAUCGUCACGUGACAGGCGUUUCCGCCACCAUGUUUUGGUCUGCUGGGAUGUUGUGGUUAUGCCUCUUGGCUUACUUUCUGCGAGACUGGCAGCAUUUGCAGUUGGCAGCUUCCUGUCCCAUAAUCCUGUUUUCUGGGUACUUUUGCCUAGUACCUGAAUCAGCAAGGUGGCUUAUACGAAAAGGCCGUAACUCAGAAGCAAAAUCUAUAAUCAGAAAGGCAGCGAAAAUAAACGAAAGAAAACUUCCAAGUUUUGUAUUUACAGAUGAAACAACAGAGGAGCCUACGAUCAAAUCGGAAUCCAUCUUGUCACUUUUAAAAUGUCCGACUCUACUAAUCAGGGCCUUAAUAGUUUUUUUAAAUUGGUUAGUCUGUAGCCUAACUUACUAUGGGCUCGGUCUCAACGUUGGCCAACUGUCCGGAAACAUCUACUUGAACUUUUGUCUCACUGCCGUGUUUGAGAUCGCUGCCACACUUGUGAUAGUCUUCGCCAUGGGAAAGUUCGGCCGAAAGAGUCUCUACUGCUCUCUUCUGUUACUCGGCUCAGUCUCCUGCAUACUUACUCUGUUUCCUGUCUUGUAUGGAGAUGAAAGUUUGAAGUGGACUGUGUCCAUGCUGGCUAUGAUUGGAAAAUUUGGCGUGUCUGGUUCUUUUGCUAUCAUCUGGAUGUUUACAUCGGAGCUCUUCCCUACCUCCUUCAGAGCGGGAGUCACUGGAAUCAGUUCUGCGUGUGCCAGGAUAGGUGCUGUCAUAGCGUCCUACAUAGCUAAUUUGGUAAGUGUUCUGUGUGCCAGGAUAGGUGCUGUCAUAGCGUCCUACAUAGCUAAUUUGGUAAGUGUUCUGUGUGCCUGUAUAGGUGCUGUCAUAGCGUCCUAUAUAGCUAAUUUGGUAAGUGUUCUGUGUGCCAGGAUAGGUGCUGUCAUAGCGUCCUAUAUAGCUAAUUUGGGUGCUGGUGGAGACGUGGGCAUUAUUCUGCCUCAGCUGGUAUUUGGUACGUGUGGACUUGUAGCCGCUGCCCUCGCGCUUUUCCUGCCUGAGACGCAAGAACAACAACUCCCGGACUCUAUGGAGGAUGCUAUGAAAUUUUCCACAAGCAGACGAGCUGAGAAAGAAAAUGACAAAGAGGAUGAAGCCUACUCCCAUCUUUCGUCCGACCAGCCUGCUUUGACGUCACAGAGCUGCUGAACAACGUUACGUCAUCGAGAGUGCCAUCAAAUGACGUCACACAUCUCGAGCGAACACUGGAGUGAUAUUUUUUUUUUGGUCACGUUAUUGUGUCCUUUCAAAUUCCAAUCAGAUCAAUAUUCAAGUACAUUACGGAUACAAGAAGACCUUUACACAGUAUGUGGAGAGAGGUUUAAUCUCUCUGGAAAGAUACGCCAACCCAACUAGCUUUAGCCAGCGUGACGUAUCUUCCAGAUUUUUUUGCGCAGAUUUCUGUAACUCAACAAUUAUAUGUCUAAAAAAAGAAAUGUUGUUUCCUUUUUUAAAAUAAAAGAAAUAUAUCUGUUAUAUAAAUCCAUCAAUUAAAUAGAUGGCAAUUAAAAAAAGGAAAAGUAAAUUUCCCCUUUCAGACCUUUUUUGGUCUAUAGGGCAGAUGAUGUAAAGGUCAUCUGUUUCUGUGGCCUACGGUUAACGAGGGUGUCAUGUGUCCAGCAUAACGACCAACCACCUUUUCCCUAACUAAUGUCAGGUACCCAUUAGAGCUGAGUGGACUCAGAAGCGCCCAAAGAUCCCGAAAUUAAAAAUCUCGGUCUACACCAGGGUUCAAAACCGAGACCCCCAGUUCGGAAACCAAGCGCUUUACCGCUCAGCCACCGCGACUACAAUAGUAUAGUAGACAUAGUAGAAACUAAAACAGAUCCGCGAAGUGGUAUUUGAAAUACUUUGAAUGUGCAAGUCAGAUCUGGAGCCGGUUGGUUAAGCGUCUCUUGGAUGAUGGGUAUAUUAAUUUACUUUGACUGGAGCCGUGAUAGGUCACUGACUGGCUUCUUGGCUAGAUCAUUUUCUGAAUCAUGUCCUGAAUAUAUUAUGGUCUUGCCUUUAUUGACUAUCCCACCACUUGAUGUCCACUGCAUCCCACAGAUUCUAAAGACAUCCAGCCUUUAAGCGUCCAUUUUUUUUUUCAGAAAUUCGACCAGUCUGCCGCAUUGGUGCAAGAUCCUUACGUUGGUUUCAUAAGUUCUUUGCGUUGAAAGACUUACCAUGCUUGUCUUUCUGGGCCGCUCAAGCCGCGCCUAAGAUGAUCCUUAUCUCUAUGUUCGAUGUUUGUCGUUUCUGUAGUAAUUGAGGUUUUAUUGAGUGGUUCCGCUAGCAGCUAGCCCCUCGUCCAACCCUCCUCCUUUCACAACCGGGCCCACUGCUGAGUAGUUCACUCAAAAGAUUUUAUUUAGAUUUUAUGCAUGCUUACAAAACCUAAUUUAAAACUUUGCACUACAAGAUUUUGCUAGCUCCACUUUUUAUAAACACCAGCCGAGAGGGAACAUAGAUACCGUCUUGUUUUAGAAUUGUUUAUACCACUUUAUGGUAUGUUGUAAACAGAAUAUUCUUAACACUCCUUUGCUAUGUCAUAAAAUAGCUAUGUACUCGUACUUUUAAGACAGAGAUAACGCUUGCUUGCUUGCCCAUAUUGAACACUGAACGUGAUUAUAUUCGAUUCUACAAUCACCGAAUUCCUAACAGCCACUCUGUUCUAGUCUAGAUCUAGGCUACUCCUGACUGGCCUGACUAUAUAUCUACCCUUAAUUCAGUGAACAUUUAUUACCAUGUUUAAGGUACCGUAUCGUCUGGCAGCGGUGUUAAACAGACAAGUAUAAAUCAUUCCAUUAAACACUUCUAAACCUAGACGUUAUCAUUAUGAUGUUAUGUUAAUGUUAUAGUUCGCUGUUUUGUCAUUUAACUCUUUCUCUUCGUAAUUAUUUACCACAUUCUGGUGGAAUCAACGUUGGUAUCGUCAGUUAGGAGAGAAAGAGUUUAAAAUACUAACAUCAUUGGUUCCAUACUUGUGUUUAAUUGAAAUAUGUUUUUACCAUAGACUAUAUAUAUAUACUUUAGGCCUACAAUAUAUAUACUUUAGGCCUUCAUCUACACUUAUUACUUUAACAUUACACGUAGGCCUAAUAUAGGACUAUUUUUAAACCUAUAAACGAAAUUUCGUUUAGGCCUAUGAUUUUUUAGGGCGCCCCUGAGUCUCCCUCACUCCAAGGGGUACCUGACUUUAGUUGGGGAAAGGAAAGGCAGUUGGCCGUUGUGACACCUUGCUCGUUAACCGUUGGCCAAAGAAACCGAUGCCCUUAACACCAUCUGCCCUAUAGAUAGGAAGGUCUAAAAGGGGGAACUUUACUUUUGAGUCCAGCCAGCUCUAAUGUGUACUUGACAUUAGUCAGGAGUUUGAGUUUUGAGUUUUUGGCACAUCGGCACAAUUUAGGCCAUUUAGUGCCCGUAAUCCUUGAAUGCCCGUAAUCCUUCAAGGAUUACUCUCCUUUACAAGAGCUAAAUUCCAUACAGUUAAAUCAUUACAAUUUACAAACAAGGUCUAUUCACAGUUAAAAUAGUGAAGGUAGUAAAAAUUUAAUAAUUAGGAAAAAUUAGGAAAAAUUAAAGGCGGUUGGCCGUUGUGCUGGCCACGUGUCAUUACCCGUGGGCAGAAACAGAUGAACUUUACAUCAUCUGCCCUAUAGAUAGGAAGGUCUAAAAGGGGGAACUUUACUUUUGAGUACACCCAGCUUUAAUGUGUACUUGGCAUUUGUCAGGAAAAAGUAAAGGCGGUUGGUCGUUGGGCUGGCCACGUGUCACCCUCAUUACCCGUGGGCAGAAACAGAUGAACUUUACAUCAUCUGCCCUAUAGAUCGCAAGCUCUGAAACUGGAACUUUAAUAUUUUAGCAUUAUAUUACAAAGGCCUCCUUUAGCAAUUGUUCAGUGUUCAUUUUUAAUUAUCUACGUGUUUAUAAUUCUGUAAUUUGUAGGCGGUAGUGUAAUUAAGUUGUUUACUUUCUGAUUGUGUCAUGUGUCAGAAGGUUUUAUCCGUGACCUGCCAAUAGAACGAGAUGUGAAUGUUUUGACUGCCAUCUAGUUAAAUAAAGCCAAGUAUUUGUUAAUUCGA
Messenger RNA from Biomphalaria glabrata, 4982 nucleotides. RefSeq names its product organic cation transporter protein-like. Lineage: Eukaryota; Metazoa; Mollusca; Gastropoda; Planorbidae. The coding region runs from base 154 to 2064 and encodes 636 amino acids. Gene Ontology annotation, biological process: transmembrane transport. The transcript has 12 exons. Gene Ontology annotation, molecular function: transmembrane transporter activity. Gene Ontology annotation, cellular component: membrane. The record is from RefSeq and is a predicted model, not a curated record.